AUGGAGUGGACAUCUCGACCGGCGGAGGACAGGCCACACUGGUGGGACAAGACGACGGGCGGCAUCAGCGCUGACGCGGCGCCGGCGGCGGGCGGCGACCGGCCUCCGUGGGAGCUCGGCUUCCAGCUGUCCGACCGCCAGAUCCAGUGGUCGGACAGCAUGCGCCAGGGCAUCGUGCAAGGCUUUGUGGCGCGAGAACUCGGCAUCCCCGAGGGCGAGGUCGAGCGGCGGCUCGCGCACCUCACGUCGAUGCUUCCGGACCUCGCGACGAAGCUCCCGACGAUGAAGGUCGAGGUCGUCGCCGCGCUCUGCCGCGACCAGAACACUCUCGCCGAGCGCAUGCUGGCGCUGCGCGUCGCGCUGCCGGAGGCGAACGUCUCGGUGAUGAUCGCGAACCGGCCGUCGCUCGCGCUCACCGACGACAUCGGCGUCGUCACGCAGCGCGCCGCCGCGCUGCGCGAGGCCCUCCCGCGGCUGCGCACCGACCGCAUGCUGGAGGACCACCCCGCGCUGCUGGACCUGGAGGACAUCGAGGCGGCCAUCGAGGACGUGGACCGCGUGUACGGCACCGCGGGGAUGUCGAAGGAGGCGGCCGAGGCGUCGGGGCGCGAGAAGGUGGAGGUGGACAUGCUCAUCGCCCGCAACCCCAACAUGCUGCUGUACACGCAGCGCGGCAAGGGGCUCAUCCCGUACGACGACUGA
Pedinophyceae sp. YPF-701 is the source of this 702-nucleotide messenger RNA. Lineage: Eukaryota; Viridiplantae; Chlorophyta; Pedinophyceae. The record is from the annotation of a GenBank genome assembly.